ACCGGAGGAGUGGCGAGGAGCAAGUGAGCAACGGCGCUUGGUAAGGAGAGAGCGAGAGCAUCGUCGUAGGUUCUCUGAUCUGUUUGUAGUUUGUAGCGGUGAUAGUAGAGCAAAUGCAUCAAGAUCCAGCGGAGAUCCGGAACCUCCCCAUCGACAUCGCCUUCGCUCGCCUCGGAGAAUGGUUGGUGGAUCGGAAGAAGAUACCGUACGAUUGGAGGAAGCGGGUGAGCGCGAUCAGGUCCCGGAUCUCCUCCGCCCUCUCCUCUCUCCCCCGCGAUCUCGACCCGUUCCUCCGAACCCUAGACCCCGAAGCGAUCGGGUACUUGGAAGCAAAGCAAAUAUAUACGAUUCUCCUAAAUUCAACCUCGGAAAGUCGUAACAUUUUUGGACGCCUAUCUGGUUCUGCAGGUGAAUGGGAGGCCAUAGUUCGAUCUUUCGAGAAGGAUCAUGUAUUUCUGGGUGAGGCUGCUCAAAUAAUGGUUCAAAAUGUAAACUAUGAAAUUCCCUAUCAGAAAAAGCAGGUUCAGAAGAUUCAACAGCAACUUGCAGAGCUAGAAAGAAAGGAGGCUGAUAUCAAAAGAAACGCUGCUCUAUCUGCAACAAAGUAUUCUGAAGCUUGUCAGGAGCUUGGAUUGCAGGGUAAUAAUGUUAGAUUAGAGCUUAUAGAGACGGCGAAAUCUCUUCCUUCCACAUUUAGCAGAAUUUUGGAAGUCGUCAAUGGAGAUUCUGUUUCAAGGGCCAUAGAAUAUUAUACAAACUUUGUCAGAGAUGCACAUACAGAGGAAGAGAAAACAUCAGUCUCCGUGCUACAAAAUCUGAGGCACCUAAAAGAAAAUCCUCCUUCUCUUCAUGUGUCAUUAUCUGCUGAGGUCCAAAAUUCUCUGGAAAGUACAGCAAAGCCCAACUUAUCUUCUCUUGAAACAGGAGGAAAGCCAUUGGAUUCUAAUGAGCCCAUGGAUGCCAUUGAUUGGAAUAUUUCAGCGGACGAUACCCAAAUCGACUGGGAUAUUGGAACAGCUGAACAACCUGAAGAACCGGGUGAUGCCUUUGGUUCUUAUGAAAUAAUUGAUGCUAACAUAGACUUGAGAGAUUCUGAAAAUGGUAAUGGUGUAGUAUCAGAUCACACAAUGUUGAAUAAAGGAGAGGAGGGUGUUAUCUCUAGCAAUUCUGAAUCAGAGAUAUGCUGGGAAAUUGGCAUUCAGAAUCCUCAAAAUGAAGAUGUUGUUCUUCCAGAUUUAUCGAGUUUGAACGAAUUAAGGCAACCUGAAUGCCUAGCUGAAGGAAGAAGUCAAUUAUUGGACACUGAAUAUAGAAAUAAGAUUCUUGAUGAUCUGUUUGAGAUAAAAUCAUUUUUAAAUCAACGUUUGAUGGAAAUGAGGAAUGGGGAAACUUCAUCCUUACAACACCAGGUUCAGGCUGUAGCUCCUUUCGUGCUUCAGCAAUAUUCUUCCGAUGCCGUGCAUGGGAUGCUAUUGGAGGUAUCCCUGGCUAUUUCCUUGCUUACAAACAGGAAAACACGCGAUUUAAUCAUGAUUCUCAACUCCCGAAGAUUUUUAGACAGAUUAGUGACAACUGUGGAGGAAAAGAAGCAUCACGGAGUCAAACUCCAGGAGAGCUUGAAUGAUUUGUCAGCAAGGCGCAUGGAGCUGCACAAUGCAUUGUCAUCAUCCUGGCCAAAGCAAGAAGCAGCCAUUGCAAAAACAAGGGAACUAAAGAAGUUGUGCGAGCAAACAUUAUCUUCUAUGUUUGAUGGGAGACCAGUCAACAUAAUUGGCGAGAUCAAUACAACAAUAAAUUCUAGUGUCAGUUAGUGAGGAACUCAGUGUAAAACACACCUAAUGGCUCUCUGGAGGUAUAAGAGAUGCUUCCGGUGGUAGGAUACUCUCAGAUUAUCCUUCAAGGCAACCUUGAGCGGAAUACUGCUGUUGCUGCGUUCAUUGAGACCUAUGAGGAAAAAAAAAAGAUACACCAAUUAAAGAUGUAAAGCAAGAAAAUAACAAAGGUAAAUAUUAAUGACCUAUUUGGUUUAGCUGGAACUUUUGUAGAGACGCUUGUUUGGUAUAAAUCUUUUCUAGUCUUUCCUUUUCAAUUAAAUUUGAGUUUUCUGCUUUGUAAGUCAAUAACGCUAAUAUGAGAAUUACUACUGAGGGACCAUCUUACCAUUCUCUGUAAUGUAGAUGACCGGAUUGUUA
Ananas comosus (pineapple) is the source of this 2192-nucleotide messenger RNA. Its product is annotated as CDK5RAP3-like protein. Bases 114 to 1811 code for a protein of 565 amino acids. Gene Ontology annotation, cellular component: endomembrane system. The transcript has 11 exons. The record is from RefSeq and is a predicted model, not a curated record. Gene Ontology annotation, biological process: regulation of mitotic cell cycle; regulation of cyclin-dependent protein serine/threonine kinase activity. Lineage: Eukaryota; Viridiplantae; Streptophyta; Magnoliopsida; Poales; Bromeliaceae.